AUGAGCGAUACGAGCGAAGAUAGCGGUGAGGUCGGCGGUGAGUUGUCAAAAGCUGAGCAACUCCGCAGCUGGGUGCGACGGCUGAGGCGGACGUUCGGCACGUCGUUCCUGCUGCUGGUGAGCACUGUGUACGCGGUGCAGGGCUUCGCGAGCUUCCGAUCUCUGACAGUCAACUACUUCUUCAAGGACAACUUGCAGUUGCAGCCGGCGGAGACGCAGUCGCUGCUGACCGUGAUGAUGUUCCCCUGGAGUAUCAAGCCGCUGUAUGGCGUUAUCUCGGACAGCUUCCCGUUGUUCGGGUACCACCGCAAGUCGUACAUGAUCAUGUUUAGCACCAUGGGGGUCAUUGCAUCACUGACACUGGCAAUGCCACACCUGGUCACUACACCAGCCAGUGCCGUGCUGAUGCUCACGCUGAAUAGUCUGUCGACCGCCGUGAUUGAUGUCGUAAUUGAUGCCAGAGUCGUCGAGAUGUCCAGGUUAGACCCGAAGAACGGGGCGAACGACCUGCAGUCGCUGUCGUGGGGUUCCUUGUCUGUAGGCGGGAUGCUUGGGUCCUUUUUGUCAGGACCAGCCACGCACAACCUGGGCGUGCGUGGAGUGUUCUGCUUCGCUGCACACGGAGGCAUUGUGCUGCUCAAGGGAGCCGUGCGCUUGCCUAUCAUUUGGAAGUGUGCGCUGUGGGUGUUCCUGGCAGGCUCCAUCAGUCCUGGUUACUCGCAGGUAUUUUUCUACUUCACGACGGAUGUUCUGCACUUUACGCCGGAGUUCUUGGGGACGAUCUCGGCCUUCGGCUACAUUUUCUUAAUGGUGGGCACCAUGCUGUACAACACGUGCUUCAAGGGCAUGUCCUUCCAUCGCAUCUCCUUCAUUGCGCAGCUCAGUCUGGCGGUGGUGUCGUUACUGGAUGCUGUGCUGGUGACGCGCUUGAAUCUGGACAUCGGCAUACCGGACAAGGCGGGCAUUGAGGGCACCUUGUUCGCGCUGCUCAUGUCGGUAUCCAACUUUUCCUACAGUGUGAGCGAGUUCUGGGGCGCUAUCGUCUGUGGCUGGCUGGGCAUCGCCAAGGACGAGUACGACAUGCUGUGGCUCGCCAUCGUCUUGUGCAGUAUCAUGAAACUGGUCCCCAUCGCAUUCCUCUUCCUAAUCCCAGCGACAGACCCUCAAGGGUACGUCAGCGCGUUGGACCUCAGUCUGUCCGUCCACGAUGGCGCCGCGGACAAGGAUAAUUUCCCGAACAUGGAGGAGCUAGAGGUCGACGAUGAUUGA
Phytophthora sojae is the source of this 1269-nucleotide messenger RNA. RefSeq lists its product as hypothetical. Bases 1 to 1269 code for a protein of 422 amino acids. The record is from RefSeq and is a predicted model, not a curated record. NCBI's taxonomy places the organism in Eukaryota, Oomycota, Peronosporomycetes, Peronosporales, Peronosporaceae. The transcript is spliced from 3 exons.